GAAAAUCAAACUGAUAAGGAGGACAAAGACACAAAAGUCAUGUUGUCCCUCCCACUCCAUUUUUGUAUUUCAGUCAGAUGAGGUCAUCAGGCGCCAACCUGUGUAUUAAUGAUGCAACAGCAGAGGAAUGUUGGACACGGCGUCCCUGGACACCGCCUGGACGUCAGGGGACAAGAACAAACCAGAAAAGACUUCAGUUUUAGAAAGAUGGAAAACAGCUGUGAUAAAACUGUGACCAAGGGUAGAAAGACAUGGUGAGAGGACAGUGGAUGCCAACAGGAGGAGGAGGAGGAGGAGCAGAGAUGAAGGAGGCAGAGGAGGGACUCCACUGUUCACUGUGCCUUUAAAGCAGCAAGCCCCUCCUCCACAGAGCCGAGCCGAGCCGAGCAGAGCAGAGCAGAGCAGCGGAGUGGAGAUGGCAGCAACCUGAGCCCCACCAUAAACUCUGGCAUCAGCUUCCCUUCAUCCGGCAGUCAGCAAGGACAGAGUGAGGGCGCAGGGGCAGAGAGACAGGGACACGGGAGGACUGAUAGAACGGGCUGAGACAGACACGAAGAGAGAGAGAGAGAGAGAGAGAGACGCAGGCGUGGAGAGAGUGUCAUCGGAAUCAGACAGAUUCUUCUUUGCAACAGCAUCUUGGCAACUCUCUCUGCGCUGCUUCCUGUGCAGGCUGACUGUGACAGGGACGACGACGGGGGCUGGUUCUCAGCAGCCAUGGGAUCUGAGUGAUGGUACCGGCAGCAGGAGCAGCUGCAGGAGCAGGAGCAGCUGCAGGAGCAGGAGCAGGAGCACGAGCAGGAGCAGGAGCUGCCCUCACCACUCUGGCUCUUAGUCAUCAUCAGCCUCCUCUCUCUAUUCUCCCAGAGCUCUCAGGGCCAUUCAUCGCUCCUUUCUCAUGCUGCCUGCCUCCUCUUCCUCCUCCUCCUCCUCCUCCACAGCUUUAUCCUCCAGUUCUACUCCUCCUCUGAUGAGACAUAACCUCAGAGUUAAAUAACCCUGCUGAUAAAAGGCUCUCUCUGUCAAGACAGUGCCAUGAGUGAUUGGCCAGCACGCCCAGUGGCAGUGGCAUCGCCCUGGAAUUGGCGAGCAGCUCUCUCCCCUGCCUGCUGUACGGGGCUCCUCUGGGAAGCCUGGACUGGAUUUAUUCUGUGUGGCUGGAUGGCUCUGCACUCACUGCCUCAUUGAAAAGAGUUCAGAGAAAAGACACACACUACACGGAUUAGAAGUCAAAUAAUUAACCAAUCACAGCACAAGAAGGCAGACUGGGUUCCCGUAGCAACAACUGAAGGAGAGAAGAGAAUCCUUUACUCUUUCUGCUCCCUGGGUUUCAGGGCACAGCCCAUGUGGACUGCUGGGGGUCAGCGUUUCACUGGAAAGAGCUCCAGCCCAAAUUCCCCAAAUUCCCAGGGAAGGCACUUGUUCACCUUCCAGCCCUCUCUGUAACUGUGUCUCAUCAACAAUGAUUGUUUCGUUAUCCCUUCACAAGUCACGUUCCGCCGGCUUAGAAAUCAAUUCAUCCUGAUCCCACAGCCCCUGGAAUCAGCCCCGCUCUGGGCUGAUAUUAGAUGCUCUACCUUUUAUUCUGGCCUGGGAGAGAAAUGAAGGACAACUCCAUUAAGUCAUUAUUUGAAAAGAACACGGACUUGAGGCAGAGUUUAUUUUGACACAAGUUUCUACUGAGAAUCUUUUUUAUUCUUCUUUUUUUUUUUUCCUGGAGGGAAUGGCAAAUUGCAAAGAGGAAUAAUCCCCCUUUUUGAACAGGAUUUGUCCUUCCUUUAUAUAAAGACAGUAACCCUCACUGAGGGACGACACUGAGACGGAAAAUCUCGUCCCCUCUGGCUAACAAUAAUGUAGAACAGGAUAAUUUUGAAAAUUGAGCCACUGCUGGGAGUUCUAUUUUUCUAUCUAUGCUACGUAGCUCGUUAGCCUGCGAUUACACCACUGUGUAUCACCAGUAAAACACACUGUUCAGGACAUUUUGAAGCAGAAGUCUUUUGGUUUGUUUUUUUCCCCUCUGUGUAGACAGGCUUUUGAAAAAGCAUCUGCUGGAGAACAGUUUCAGACAAACACCAUGACACCACGAGCCGGUUCAACAUGAUUAUGUAAAAACUAGCUGCAGACGCCGUUUCUUUCCUUUUUACCUUUCAAUGGAUUUACUGUGCUCAUCUUCUCCAAUGCUCGAUUCAUCCUCAUUCUUGGAAGCCUUUGGGCAUGGAUGUCACAGAGUGACCGUGUGCCCAGUGUGUGGGAGAGGCAAGGUGUUUUGGCUGCCAAGGUGCUUUUAAGAUGUUGAGAUCUCCCUGCGUGAACGGGGCCCCUGUUCGGAUCAGUAGCACCGAGGCUCCUUGUAGCCAAAGACAUGGACCCCGACUCGGCUCCCCCACGCCCACAGCCUGUUGGCCGCUGUCCCCACCUCACCCUGUAAAGGAUGUCCCUCAGCAGAGCUCCGGCCCGGGACACCUCUGAGACCCCCAGCCCGAGAGAACGCAUCCGCAGCCACAUGAAGAUGGUGAUCGAACAGUUAGAAGGCAUUUUGAUAGAGCUCAAGGAUGUGGCCAAGGAACUCCGGGAGGUGGUGGGUCAGAUUGAUAAACUCACGUCCGACAUUGACUUUGACCUGGAGCCAGACGACUGGACAGUGGCCACGGCCAGCAGCACGUCCAGCAGUGAGCGAGGUCUGGGUGAGGCCUUCAGGCUGGACUUUCUCAACACAGACAUGCUCUCUGACAGCUGGGAGUUCUGCAGCUACCUGGAAGCCGCCGGCGCCGCGGCCCGCAGACACGGGGAGCAACCAGGAGACCUACGAGCAGACGCUGGUCGAGGGACCAUACCCACCCAGACGCAGAGCCCCACACCGCCCCCUACCACUGCCUCCGUCUACUCCCAGAUGAACGGCGGGCUGCCCAUACCCAACGGGCCUCGAAUCAUCACGCCGGACUCCUCCAGCGAGGAGGCGAGCAGCUCCACGCACAGUCACAAGACUUCUCGUACCUCGGGCACAAGAGAAAGGGUGCGUUUUAGUGACAAAAUUCUGUACCACGCGUUGUGCUGUGAUGAUGACGAGGAGGAAGAAGAGCAGGACGAGUUACAAGACAAGAGUGGCUGUGCUACGCCAGACGGCGACACCGGGCCCGGCCUCCUGGGCGGCGCCGUCACACCUAAACGUUCUUCCUCUGAGCAUUCACUCCUCUAUAACUGUCUGGACGCUUCCUACGUCUCGUCGCCAGUGAAGGGAACGACGGGCGCUCACACACUACCCAGGAAAAGUCUCUUAAAUCCCGGCUGCCGCAAAAAACUUUUACGAAACAGCAGCACACAAACUGUCUCUGACAAGAGCACCCAGACUGUACUGCCCUAUGUUCCAACCAAACAGAAAACGAAGGAGCAGUGAAAAAAUGAUCAUGGAUCUCAUGAGAAGAGUACUGUACAUGAUUUAAUAUUAAUUACAUAGCUCAUAGAUUAAUACACAAAUACUUAAUUACUAAAUAAAUAAAUGAUAUAUGGAAAAAACCACUUGACUACCUAAUGUCAUUCUGAAGCUCAGGGAAAACACAAUGACAUGAAGUGAAGUUUGAAUUUUCUGCUGAAUGUUGGUGCCAGUAAACAUUUAGAGACAAACAGAAAAAAAAGGCUUUUCCUGUGGAAUAUUCUGAUGAGAAAAAAAAAAUUUGGUUUUGGAAAUCUAAAAGGCGAGGUGAAAGAAGUUUGACGCCCAGGUCCAAGAGAUUCAGUCAAAAAAGAACAAGUGUUCAUUUAAUGUGUUUCCAAUGCUGCACAUCCUGUACUGUGAAUCUGUACCACAUCCUGUUUUCAUGUUCAUGUUUUCCUCAAGUGUCCAGGGGUUCACUGUUUUCAGCAGAUGCAAAUUUCCACUGUGUUUUUAUUGUCAGCAAAUAUUUUAAGAGAAGAGCGAGAGGAAACGAGCGAAGAAAAAAGAAAAAAAACAACAAUUUAUUUGCCCGUGAUUUUAUAAAUCAUCUCAAUGUAAUCUCUUCUCAAUGUGGUCUCUUGCCGGUGAACAUGUAGGAACAUAUAGGUGGGAAGAGGAAAACUCAAAUAUAUAGGGUUUAUAUAUAUGGGAAGUCCUUUGAAGAAGUGAACUUUUCCAUUUUCUAUCUUUUCUUUUCCACCGGACUCUGCUGAUGCCAUCGGGCUCAAGAGUUCUGCUAAAUGGCAGCUCUAAAAGUGGCUGAAGGGGUUUGUCUCUCUGUGCAUUAACCCAGCGGGGGGUGAACCUGGGGGAGCAGUGUUUCAUUCACAGGGCCAACACCAAUAGCGAUCCGUGAUCAAUAUGUUAGAGGGAGGCUGCGGCUCGAGGUCUCUCAGCUGAGCCUUCCUGCCACUCUCCUGGGAGAAAUGAACAAAGGCUCACAGUCAGAUUUAUUUACUGACACGGAGCGGGAGAAAAAUUAGAACUGUGUCCAUAAAGGACUGACAUUUCACACACACAAAAACGCGUCGAGGACUAAGAGCUGACGUUUCUGUUUAAAGAUUUUUUUUAACCAAGCAAUAAUCCGUCCACGGGGGACGGCUUUGAAAGGCAUCUCCCCAUGAACACUCCACUCUACUUCCCCAAUGUUUUUGUUCCAGUUUGAAAGUUUAAAUCCCGUAGUUUCACAGACAAAGACGAAGCUGACCUGUGGUUCACUGAAGUUCUGACGCAGACUUUAAAAGGUCAACCUGCUUUUAAAACAUGUGAAAUACUCUGACUGUUAUGGAAGGAAUUACAUUUUGGUGUUUUGGCCAACACGGUGCUGAAUGUCUCCUAUAUGUCCUCACUUAUAUGAAAACACAAAGGCGUUUCUUAAUUAUCUUCGUGCCUUUAGUAGAAACAAAGUCAAACUCCCACUUUUAUUCACUACAUAAAAGAGAGACACGGUUUUAAAAUGUAAAUUUAGCAUCAACCAAGGCAGAAACAGGGAAACAAACAAGCAAAAGAAAAAAAGUCAAACCCGACCACCUACGUCUUUAUUACUGCAGAUUAAGAUUAUUAGAAUAUAUAAAAUUCAACUUCCCUCCAGUUUCACUUUAGUCACAACUAAAGUUUUAAACCCUGGCCUGUUUAGUUGAAGAGAACCCUGAAAUACUCUCAGGAAUUGAAGAAAAACAGACAUGAAGAUCUUAUACAACAGUAAAACAGUCAUUCAUCUGUACAUCUAUGUGAAUCACCACGGCUGCUGCUGCAACUACCAGAGGGGCAACUACCAGAGGGGCAACUAUGGUGUGCUGCUCCAAAACAACAGAAGAACCAACAGUCGGUUCACAACAAGGACCAGGACUGGACCAGGAGGUAUGGACCAGGAGGUAUGGACCAGGAGGUAUGGACCAGGAGGUAUG
Molecule: messenger RNA, 5337 nt
Organism: Cynoglossus semilaevis (tongue sole)
Lineage: Eukaryota; Metazoa; Chordata; Actinopteri; Pleuronectiformes; Cynoglossidae
Gene: insyn1
Product: inhibitory synaptic factor 1
Exons: 3
Coding region: 2429-3391 (320 amino acids)
Biological process (GO): inhibitory postsynaptic potential
Cellular component (GO): postsynaptic density
Source: RefSeq, a predicted model, not a curated record